AUGUUAUCUCUCUGGUGUUUGGGCAUCGUUGGUCUUGGGGUAUUCCUCUUUCGGUCACUGUCUUCGCCAGUUGCAAAGGUCCCCGGUCCAUGGUAUACACUUUUCACAGGGCUGGUCAUCAAGUACUAUGAGUUUACUGCGACGCGACGUGUCUUCAUUCAUGAUCUCCAUAAACGAUAUGGACCGGUCGUGCGUAUAGCGCCGAAUGAAGUGUCUUUUGCCAGCCUGGAGGCUAUUCGCGAGAUAUACGCUUCUGGCGGAAGUGGGUACGACAAGACGGAAUAUUAUGACUUGUUCCGGCAGUUCAAUAUCAAUCGACGCAAACGAGAGCUCGCCGAUCGAUAUGCGAUGACCAAUAUUCUGCGCGAGAUUCAUGUCUCUGCGAUCCGCGAAAGGGCAGAGGCUUUUGUCGCCAAGUGCGCUGCGAUAGCAAAGAGCAUAGACGUUUAUGUGUAUCUACAUUGCUACGCUCUCGAUGGUGUCACCAACUUCAUGUUCAGUCCGGGUGGUCUUCGAUCAUUGGAUCGAGCCGAGGACUUUGCGAUAAUGGAGGAGUUGACAUACCACCAAAGUUUGCAGAAGAACCUUGUGCACUACUACCUCCCCAGUAUCGUGCCAUAUCUUCCGUCUUUUCUCAUCCCCCGACGAUCCCCUUUAACCAACGACUAUGUCAUGACAAUGACGAACCAGGCACAACCCGAACCACACAGCUUAAUCUCACGACUCGCGCGACCAGAUUCUCCCUUGAGUUCCCUAGAAGCAGCGGCCGAGUGCAAGGAUCAUAUGGCGGCCGGCAUUGACACCACGGGCGACGGCCUAUGCUUCCUGAUAUGGGAGCUGUCCCAGCCGCAGAACAUGCGGAUCCAGGACCGCCUAUAUGAGGAAUUGCAGAGCGUUCCGAGCGACACUCCUCUUGACAAACUUCCCUACCUCGAUGCCGUGAUCAAAGAGGGCCUGCGAUGCUUCCCGCCCAUCCCCAUGUCGUUCCCGCGAUACGUGCCAGCGGGCGGGCGCACCAUCGAUGGAUACUUUCUCCCGCAGGAUACCAUUGUCAGCUGUCAGCCAUACACGGUGCAUCGUCUCCAUGAAGAUAUCUUUCCCGAUCCGGAUCGGUUCUACCCAGAAAGAUGGUUGGAGGAAAAGGGGGCAGCUGAACGGAAUCGACUGUUCUUUGCAUUUGGCACGGGAGGGAGAGGCUGCACGGGAAGGAAUUUGGCCAUGGUCGAGAUGAGGGUGCUGCUGCAGGCGGUUUAUUCUCGGUUCCGGACGACCGUGGCGUCGGAUAUGACGGGAUGUAUGGAUAUUGAUGAUCAGAUCAUCUCAUCUCGGCCGAAGGAUCAGACGUGCAGGUUGGAUUUUGCACGACGCGAGUGA
Molecule: messenger RNA, 1374 nt
Organism: Aspergillus terreus NIH2624
Lineage: Eukaryota; Fungi; Ascomycota; Eurotiomycetes; Eurotiales; Aspergillaceae
Product: cytochrome P450
Exons: 5
Coding region: 1-1374 (457 amino acids)
Molecular function (GO): iron ion binding; oxidoreductase activity, acting on paired donors, with incorporation or reduction of molecular oxygen; heme binding
Source: RefSeq, a predicted model, not a curated record